This is a messenger RNA of Lathyrus sativus (Indian pea), 348 nucleotides long. The record is from the annotation of a GenBank genome assembly. Lineage: Eukaryota; Viridiplantae; Streptophyta; Magnoliopsida; Fabales; Fabaceae.
AUGACUACCUCUUUCCCUCGCUUGCUCUCCACCGCAUCCAACCCUACUCUCCUCCGCACCGGAUCCGAACACCUAGCUCGUUCUGUUUCCAACUCAGUGACACGUCUCCUCUCCUCCUCCUCAACUCAGCACCACAACCACAACACCGUUAGGGAUCAACCACAUACACCGACGCCAGAAUCUCUUAAACAAAGCCAAAAGGAACAACAACAACAAGAAGAACAAGAAGUAGAUGACGGCGACGAAAUUGAUCUGAACAAAGAAACGGGCGAGGUCGGUGGGCCCAAAGGGCCUGAGCCCACAAGGUACGGCGAUUGGGAACGGAAUGGUCGCUGUUCUGAUUUUUGA